Molecule: messenger RNA, 1509 nt
Organism: Aspergillus glaucus CBS 516.65
Lineage: Eukaryota; Fungi; Ascomycota; Eurotiomycetes; Eurotiales; Aspergillaceae
Product: LYAR-type C2HC zinc finger protein
Exons: 3
Coding region: 1-1509 (502 amino acids)
Biological process (GO): rRNA processing; negative regulation of transcription by RNA polymerase II
Cellular component (GO): nucleolus
Molecular function (GO): DNA binding
Source: RefSeq, a predicted model, not a curated record
AUGGUUUCGUUUUCAUGCGAGAAUUGCGGCGAUAUUCUCACCAAGAAGAAGCUUGAUCCUCAUCGGAAUCAAUGCCGGGGUGCGUCGUUUACCUGCAUUGAUUGCAUGGUGCAUUUCCAGGGUGCCGAGUACAGAUCGCAUACGUCGUGUAUGACCGAGGCGCAAAAGUACGAGGGCGCGCUCUAUAAAGAGAAACCUACGAAGAACGGGCGAAAGGGCAAGAAUGAACCGAAGCAGAACCAGAAGCCGAACGGCAUGCAACACCGUGCGCCGUAUAUCGAGGACGUGACCGACGUCGAUUCCCCUAGUGCCAACGGGCGCGCACCACCAGCCCACCAGCAGAAGCCUACCGCUGCGAACGAGGGCAGCACCGACAAGGCUGAUGGCGGCAAACCGGUCAACGUAUUCGACUUCCUUCAACCUAAGACCCCGAAUAACGCGUCCAAGGUCUCUUUGGCUGAGCCCAAGGGACAGAUGCGGAUGGUGGAUCAUGCCCCUCCGAUUUUCGAGACGGGCAAGACUACUCCCCAAUUGGACACUCCUGGCAAUGAUAAGAGUUACGAACAGAAUGGAUACUCCUACGGCGCAGACCCGCUUCCACAAUCACAAUACCCGAACGCCAACCCCUCGUUGGAGUUCGUGACACCAGUCCCCAAGAAAAAGAAGGACCGCAGCCGCAAGGAAAACGGCACGGUCAACAGCGAGAAGAAGCGCAAGCGGCGCACUGAUGAUAUCGACAUGGACGAUGCGGCGCCUCUCGUCGACACUCCCAUGAUGGAAGCCCCAUCUAGUGUCCGGAACAACCCCGGUACGCCCAUGAUCAAACACUCAGGGCUGACUGGUGGACUGGACCGGAUGUUGAGAUCUACGUCGGUGGAGGGUGAAGAGCAGGCCCGUCGGCGCUACGAAGAACCCACGUCCCCGAUCAAGCGGUCUAAGAAAGAGAAGGAGCCCAAGGAGCCCAAGAAGACCCGCGCGGAACGUUUCGUCUCAUCCAUGUUCGGCGGCUCCGUGGUCUCCAGCAGCAGUGCUGAUUCUCAGCCCAAGACACUCCCCCGCCACCGUCGCCGCAGCUCAUCUGAUGAUGGACAAAUCCCAGACAUCGAUGUGCGCAAGUCCAAGAAGACACCCAAGGUGCGCAAUGCCUCCGACAGCCAGGUGGUUGCGCCCGAACCCAAGAGCAAGCGUAAGACCAGCGCCCAAACAGUGGAAGGCGACCGUCCCUCCCGGCAGGUUAGUGGCCCAGACGCCGGAGAAAUGAUGCUCUACCCGCAAGCCAAUAUCCCUACUGACCAGCAACGUGACAUGGCGGCUCACUUCCUGUCGCUGGUGACCAAGGGUCCUGAGAGCUCGCGCGGCUUCUCUAUUAACAAGAUCCUGAAGCGCUUCCACAACGACGAGGAGGGCCAACGAGCUGAUCGCGAGCAGCGUCAGGAGGAAGAGAAGGAGCUGUGGCGGGCGUUGCGAUUGAAGCGGAACGAGCGAGGAGAGAUUGUGGUGUUCUUUUAA